UUUCCUGGAGUCCAAAGGGCAAGCAGUUGGCCGUCUGUCUCACAGGAAUAAUUCCAAACUUUCCUGCUGUUCCGACUACGGUUAUCCUACAACUGGAUCCCGAAUUACGCCAGAAGCGCCCAAAGAGUGAGCCCAGAGGUGCGCUGGUGGAGAGCUUGGCUGGCGUCUACGACUCCACAGCCGUGCAGCCCUUCCAGUACCACAUGCGACUCUGGCCUAAUUCGGGGUGCCUAGUUGCUGCUACCUGGUCCUCUGGCGGGGAGACCUGCAUCCUCCUCGACGUUCCAGCACUUUCUUCCACCGGUGGUGGUCUGCCGCUCGACAGUCUGCCCAAACUUCUUACUGAGAUGGUCUUACCUUCUACCAGGGCUCCCAUCGCUCUCGGCAUGAGUGCUGUUCUGGUGAGUACUACUGCAGUUCACAUGUCAACCUCUGAUUUGUUCCGUCCCCCCCCCGCAGUAGUCGUGCCGAUCGUCGACAGUUUCCACCGUGUGAUCCGCGUGCAGGCGGUGGCUUGCGCGGGAAUUAGAUUAUAG
This is a messenger RNA of Dibothriocephalus latus, 536 nucleotides long. NCBI's taxonomy places the organism in Eukaryota, Metazoa, Platyhelminthes, Cestoda, Diphyllobothriidea, Diphyllobothriidae. The record is from the annotation of a GenBank genome assembly.